AUGGGACAACAGGACAGGAUCUACUUCACGCACUUUAGAAAGAAAACCGGCGACCAGCCCAAGCUGUACAUAUGGUCCAACGACGUGGAUUUCGCGUAUAUGGAAGCCGAUGGCAGAAGGUCCACCACUAUGGUUCCCAUGGGAAAUAAGUUUCUGGUGUCCCACAAGUUCAUCUUCGUAGCCAAAGUGAAGGACGUAACCACCCAGACUGUGAAUCUCAUGGUCUCGGCAGAUGGCGGUCGCUCCUUCAACGCUGCGCAGUUGCCCACCGAAAUUGACGAGAAGUCGUACACAGUUUUGGACACUUCCGAGGGGCUCGUGAUGCUGCAUGUCAACCAUGGAGCAAAGGAGAAUCAAGUGGGGAACGUGUACAUCUCAGAUGAGAAAGGCUUCCGCUUCACGCUGUCCCUUCCAAACAACGUUCGUGGCACAAACGGUGACUGUGAGUUCGACAAGGUGUUGAGCUUGGAGGGCGUGUACAUGGCCAACUUCAAGGACAUCCCACGUUCUGGCGACUCUGCAUCCAGUGGGGCAGAAGUGGCCAAGGAAGCAGCAGCCGAGAGCGAAGCACUGGAAGGCGAAGCAGCAGCUGGCACAGAGGUGGACAAGAGGAGGGCUCCCAAAAGCAAGGCCAAAGAGGAAAGUGUGGUUCGCACUGUGAUCUCUUUCGACAAGGGCGGAGUAUGGUCCUACCUGAAGCCUCCCCGCGUGGACUCCACUGGAAAGCAGAUCGAUUGCCCUCCAGACAAAUGCUGGCUACACCUGCACGGCAUCACCAACUUCCACAACUACGCGCCUUUCUACUCGACUGAAAAUGCCAUCGGCAUCAUCAUGGGCACCGGUAACGUUGGUCCAUACUUGCGCUUCGAGCCAGACCAGACCAACACCUACCUCUCCCGUGACGGCGGCCUCACAUGGCUGGAAGCACACAAAGGUGCUUUCAUUUACGAGUAUGGAGACCAUGGCGGCCUUGUUGUCAUGGCCGACGAUGUGCGGAAGACCAAGCUGGUGGUGUUUUCGUGGAACGAAGGGCAGAGCUGGUAUGAUUUUGAGCUCUCAUCCAUGCCCAUCGAGGUGGACAACAUCGUGACAGAGCCGAACGCGACUUCGACGAAGUUCCUCCUCUACGGCACACGUGGAGAUACGGGAGUGAUGUACCACCUGAACUUCGAGACCUUGGGACAGCCUCUCUGCAAGGGUGUUUGGGCCGCGGACUCCGUCUCUUCCGACUACGAAACUUGGAGUCCAUCAGACGGCAAGAGCACUGAGAAAUGCCUCAUGGGCAAGCAGGAGAUAGCCACUUUAAGCACUCACGCAAUCACGGAGCUUGCAGCGGCGAAAGGAAAUUCUGCGAAGACUGUCAAGCAAUACUUACAAGGUUUGCUUGGCAUACCCAUCUAUAGACAAAGACUUCUGGCUGGAAACCUGCCGGUUAGUGACGAUGCCUCGUUGGGGACACUCGCCUCUGAGGAAGUGCUGCUGGUCGUUCUUCCUUUUCAAAAAGCCACAACAAGGCACGUCAAGGCGCUUCAAUUUGCAGCAGCUUUGGACCAGGCUGAAGAGAUGGAGUGUCUUCUUCAGCUUCCGCUGGAUCCCGAUUGCGUCGACGGUGAGAAGGGGAGGGAAGGACGAAGUGUCCUUGGCGUGGCUGCCCUCCACGGAAGCUGGUGCUGCGUCAGCUUGCUGCUCGAAGCUGGGGCGGACGCAAACAAACCGACGGACCUCUUUGGUGCAUCGCCGCUUUGGGCUGCGUCCAGAGGCGGGCACCUGGAGACUUGUCGGCUGCUUCUCCAGGCCGGAGCUGAUAUGGACAAGCCAGCGAUCACUGGCACCACCCCGCUUUGGGUGGCAGCCAGUUACGGACAUGUGGAGCUUCUGCGUUUCUUGCUGCGUGCUGGAGCUGAUACGACCACGUCCAACCAUGAAACAGGUGCGACGCCCCUCUGCAUGGCCUGUGAGCAGGGCCAUGCUGAGGCAGCACAGCUGCUAGUUUGGGCUGGAGCCGAGAUUGACACGGCCGACAAGGGCGGCAUGACGCCAUUGUGGGCGGCUGCACGGCAUGGACACUUGGAGAUCGCCAGCUUGUUGCUGGAAGCUGGUGCAGACAUGGAGAAAGCGAACUGCUUUGGGACCUCUCCUUUAUGGAUUGCUUCAGCAUAUGGCCACAAUGAGGUGGUGCAACUUCUGGUGUGGGCUGGUGCUGACUUAUGUGCCACGAAUCAGCAAGGGGAGACCUCUUUCUGGAUUGCUUCGAAGUGCGGGCAUCUGAAAGUGAUGUGUGUGCUGCUUCAGCCAUCUGUCGGUAACGACUAUCGCAACCGUGGCGCAUUCCUUGAUGAUCAAGCUUGCUUCCUGUUUGGAUGGGUGCAGGCCAAAACAGGUGGACUGCGGGUGAAGACGGAGUCCAUGACCAUUGUGACCAGUAUCCUAUACUUGCCCGGCAGAGAAUGCAAAAAGCUGAACGUCACCUCACCAGCAACGGACAGCCAGGAGGCCAAAGUGCCAAAGACAUGGGCGACAUAUACUCGACGCAAGCAGACUUCGGAAUGCUUCAAUGGCGAGAAGUUCGAGCGCCCGAUAAGCAAGAAGAAUUGCGAAUGCACCCAAGAGAACUUCGAGUGCGAAGUGGGCUUCACCCGUGCGGUCGGGUGGAUGGAUUGCAAGUAUGCCGACGAUGGCUCCAUCAAGAUCCCCUACAGCUGCGCGAGGAACGACCACUUCUUUGCCACUGGCUACCGCAAAGUCGUCGGAGACACUUGCGAGGGCGGCUGGCAGCCACAACAGGUGAGCGUGCCCUGUCCUCCGAAACCGAUGAGCAAAGGUGCCUGGUCUGUUCUCGGAGCCCUAGGAAUGCUGGCAGUAGUGCUGUUCGCCGUGAACUAUUUGUCUCAGAACGACCGCAUGAAGGGUGUCUUUGCAAAUUACGGCUUCGCUUCCCACUCCGCCGUUCAGUACGCCGGCAUCGGUGUGAAGCAACCUGAAUCAGCAUUGGACAGCGUCGGCACGCGCUUUGAUGCUGAGUUCAUCGAAGGCGAUCAG
This is a messenger RNA of Symbiodinium necroappetens, 3039 nucleotides long. The record is from the annotation of a GenBank genome assembly. NCBI's taxonomy places the organism in Eukaryota, Dinophyceae, Suessiales, Symbiodiniaceae.